UGGGCUCGCCGUAGAAAGAAAUACGUCAUCGGUCAAAGUUGAAAAGAGAAACAUCAUGGAGACACAGGAGAGACGAAGGACCGCUAAAACACCUAAAACAGGUGGCAAACGAGUCAAAGCACUGACUGCUGAAGAAGAAGAAGCAAGAAGGAGAGAGGUUGUGAAGGAGAAGUUGAGGGAGAAGUUGGAUCUGGAGACAAGAGCUGCGAAGGUGGUGGAGCGUCUGCUGGAGGACUGCGUGGCUGAAGACUUCCUGGUUGACUGUGCAAGGUUCAUAAAUCUUGCUAAUUACAAAGAUGCCAUAGAGGAGCGAUUCAUUGCUAAAAUGUGUGGUUAUCCCAUAUGUCCAAAUAAACUGGACAAGAUCCCGACUCAACGGUAUAAGAUUUCUACUAAGACCAAUAAGGUUUAUGACAUCACUGAGCGUAAGUGUUUUUGUAGUAACUUCUGCUACAAAGCCUCCAAAGAGUUUGAGCUACAAAUAUCGAAUACACCUCUUUGGCUCAGGCAGUAUGAGAGCCCCCCAGAAAUUAAAUUGAUGAAGAGAGGAGAUGGUGGAAGGUUUGGUGAGGAGGUGAUGCUGUCUGAGAGGCGUCUCUUGGAAAAGGACAUCGAGGACCCGCUGGCUGCUCAAUGCGAGGACCCUAAAAGCUCUCUGCAGCGCUCUGCCGCAGCCGACCUCAGCCACAGUGACAGCAGCGACGUCGAACAGGAGCAGGACUUCGUCUCCAGCGUGGUCACCCAGCGACAGGGACCCAGGGUGCACUGGGGCGACCUUCCUAAACGUACAGAUGAAGACAAGAGCGGCGAGCGAGGGAAGACAGCGAGGAGAAAGAAACAGAAGAGAGAGGGAGAUGAUGAUGAGGAGGUUGGAUGUCGGGACGAAGUGAAGGAGGGAGAAAUGGGAGAAGAUGAGAAUAGACAGGAUUCACCUUUAUAUAAAACAGAAGUCAGAACUGACAGUGAAAACCCCAAACAGCUGCACUCAUUAAACUCUAAACCUAAUGGGAGGCCAGAGGAGAAAGGCUUACCUGAGGAACCCAGUGUGGAAGAGGCUACAGCUAAACUGAAUUUGUGCAGUUUAUCUGCGACAGUCUCUCACACUGCUCCCCUACAAGCAGAUCUACUCACCUCUGCACCUUGUAAAGACUCAAACUCCUCAACAGAAGGCAAACAGCUCCCUCCUUCAACUCCGACCAGCCACAACACAGCAGCGACCAGCCAGCCAGACCUCAACAUCACCCAGGUGGGUAUGAGCAAGAGAGGCGCAGCGGGGCUACGAGAUCUACUGAAGAACCACACUGCUGGAGCCAAACCCGAAUCCAUCCGGCUGAACCUCCUCGAGUGCCUGAGGAGAACGUUAAAGGACUGGAGCACUGACGAGACCCUGAAGUUCCUGUACGGCGCUGGCCAUUCACAAGUCUCUCCUUUCGCUGAUGUUAAAGAAGAAAAAGAGGAGGAAGAGGAAGAGCUGGAUGAAGACGACCUUGAUGAUGAGGUGACCGAUGGCGAGGAUGUAGGAGGGGUUAACGCUGGGGUGCAGAAGAGAGCGUCUGCUGCAGCUCCAGACUACGAAACGCUGCGGAAGGAGGGCCAGCAGCUGGAGCUAAGAGUCAAGGAGUUUUAUAAGGGGACCUGGAUUCUGCCUGCGGAGCUGAAUGGAGACGAGGUGACGGUCCAGGACCAGAGCACAAAGGACCCAGUUCUGCCGCUUGUGGACUCUCACGCUCAGCACCUCAUCCAGAAACGAAUCACAGUGGAGAAGCUCACCGGCUGUCUCAGAAACAUUGUUGGUCCUCUGCGUCUCGCUAUGAGUGACGUCUCCACUGACCUGAACAACCUGGUCAGAACAUUCAGGCUCACCAACACUAACAUCAUCCACAAAACUCCGGAGUGGACCCUCAUAGCCGUUGUGCUUCUCCAUCUGUUGUCAGAGGUGUGUCCGGUGGUGCGAGAAGCCUUGGAGGUGCCAGCUUCAGUGGAGUAUUUAAACACGCUGAUGGAGGAGCUCGGCCUACAGGAGCAGGACCUUCUGAACUUAGUCCGGCUGUUUAAAACCCCGGCACACUGACACACGCACGCACACAGCCAGACAUGGACGUAUGAAUAAUGAAUAUACACUCAGGAUCUCCGACUGAAUGAAAUAAAUGUGUGUGUGUUUGUUUUC
Morone saxatilis (striped sea-bass) is the source of this 2167-nucleotide messenger RNA. It is a transcript of the gene rpap2, whose product is annotated as RNA polymerase II associated protein 2. The transcript has 12 exons. Gene Ontology annotation, cellular component: cytoplasm; nucleus. The coding region runs from base 56 to 2071 and encodes 671 amino acids. Gene Ontology annotation, molecular function: RNA polymerase core enzyme binding; RNA polymerase II CTD heptapeptide repeat phosphatase activity. The record is from RefSeq and is a predicted model, not a curated record. NCBI's taxonomy places the organism in Eukaryota, Metazoa, Chordata, Actinopteri, Moronidae.